CUUAUUCAGAGUGAGCGCUUAGAGAAGGCAGCUCCUGCCGGGGAGGGGGGUGUCACUGUAGAUCUUACCUGCAAAUGGUUCUAAAAAUCCCUCUCCGAAGAUCUUUAAGCCUGAGCCCCGAGCACCAGCUUUCUCUCACCCCGCCAGAAAUGACUGGACCCACUGCUCUGAAGAUGGAAGCCAAUAUUUUAGUUCUUGGUGCAGACGGAGUGGGGAAAUCAGCACUGACAGUCCGCUUUCUAACAAGACGCUUCAUUGGAGAGUAUGGAGAUCUCGAAUCUAUAUAUAGCCACAAUGUUUUGGUGGAUGGAAAGGAGGUUAUCUUUAAUAUUUGGGAUUUUCCAUAUUCAAAGGAGCCAACUGAAGAAAGCUGCGCGGAAGAGGAGAAGCGCAUUCAGUGGGCUGACGGCUUUGUCUUGGUUUACAGCAUUUCUGACCGGGCCAGUUUCAACAUUAUUUGCCAGACAAUCCAACUCAUCAAAGCUUCCAAAGACUGCUUGGGACCAGAGAAAUUGCCCAUAGUCAUUGUGGGUAAUAAGCGUGAUCUGCAUCACCUACGAACUGUAUCAAGUGAAGAAGGGAGGCUUUUGGCUCUGUCAAUGGACUGUGAUUUCUAUGAAGUUUCAGCAGCUGAGGCUUACCAUGGAGUUCUUAUGGUUUUCCAUGGCCUGGUGGACAAGAUUAAAGAAUCCAAGCUGGUUACCAAGAAGGGGACGGGAAUACGAGGCAUUGUGAAAAGCAUGUCAGCAGUGUUUGCCAGGAGAAGAACAGACUCUCUGUAAUACCUGAAAUGCUUGGCAGACAAUGACACAUGAUGUGACUUUAACAUCUGCAACGCUUCUCAUUUACAAUCUAGCAGUCUGACCUGGCAGUGGAACUCCUCUCUGUGCAGCCUGCAGUGUAUUUAGAACUGUCUAUCCUAGACUUUUUUGCUGCUCAUUGUUCUUUUAACAACUGAGCUAAACGGUUUACUUAACAGCUUCUAAAGUUGUCACUGCAAACGUGGAAAAUGGGGAGUGGAAUUAAAAAUAACCCCCGCUUAUCACUGUGAAGCAGCUUUUGUGUGAUAAGCUGUGCCACACAUUAGGAAGAUCUAAAGAGUCUCCAGCUUUCAUCUGUUCAUUAUCUCCUAUCCGACAUGUCCUCUCUUGUUGCUGCGUUCUUCACUUUGCAUUAUAUCUCCAACUUUUGGCUUCAUCAUACAGUAGAUCUACACGGUAGUGAAAGGAGUGAUUUAACAUUGCUCGUUGGAAUGAAUGUACACAUAUUAGUGUUCUGGCAUUGUUUAUGUGCUCUUUUGUGUUUUCACAAGCUUGUCUCUUGUGUGCACUGAGGGGAAUGCACUUUUAUGAGGGUAAUGGAAUGUGUGUAGCCGACAUUCCGUGCUGGGACAAUACAGAAGCACCUCAUUGCUAAUUGCAGAAAUCACAAUAAACAGAUCCCUGUACUCACAGCAGUUAAGCCAUAAAGUGAAGUAGCAUCAAAAUCUGGGAAUGGUGGGUGUGGAGCACAUAUAAGAGGACUUCUGAUCUCUCCAUCAAGAAUGAUCAAACCUGUGAACAGUUGUUUUAUUC
Messenger RNA from Nanorana parkeri, 1574 nucleotides. RefSeq names its product ras-related and estrogen-regulated growth inhibitor-like protein. Gene Ontology annotation, molecular function: GTPase activity; GTP binding. The coding region runs from base 75 to 782 and encodes 235 amino acids. NCBI's taxonomy places the organism in Eukaryota, Metazoa, Chordata, Amphibia, Anura, Dicroglossidae. The transcript is spliced from 4 exons. The record is from RefSeq and is a predicted model, not a curated record.